Molecule: messenger RNA, 1954 nt
Organism: Prorocentrum cordatum
Lineage: Eukaryota; Dinophyceae; Prorocentrales; Prorocentraceae
Source: the annotation of a GenBank genome assembly
GCCUAUAUCAAAUCUUCAGAAAGAGCUGCUCAGCAAGGACAAAGCAGAGGCGGCGAUACUCACCAGACCUGGAGGCGGAGUCUUCAGAGGCACUCUACCCGACCCUGGACAGAGCAGCGCGGUACCAGUACCGGACCUCGACGAUGCUGACGACGAACUUGCUGCUCUACAGCUUAUGGUCACCAGUCAGGAUUCGCCAUUCGGCUGGGAGUUCGGUGGCACGGAUGCGAAGCUCAGCGACAUCUUCGUGGACAUCAGCACGAGGAACAUGACGCCCCACGAGCGCGCGGCGUUCAUGCAGGGCAAGCGGAAGGAGCUGACGGAGUUCAUCGGCAAUGACGUCUGGGAGUUUCACAAGCCCACCGGGGAGGAGGACCCUCGGCGGAUACUCAAGGCGAAGUGGGUGAUCAAGUGGACAAAGAACGACGACGGCACACCACGUGCCAAGGCGCGGCUGGCACUGCAAGGUUUCAACGACCCCGACGCACUCAGUGGCGCAGUACCGACGGCAUCGCCUACAGCAUCGAGACUGGCAAGACAGAUGGCGCUACUACUGGCGGCUAACAACGGCUGGAGACUAUGGACAGCAGACGUAGCUACUGCAUGUCUUCAAGGACGACCCCAAGAGCGUGAGUUAUAUGCGAAGGUGCCCAGAGACGCGGCAGAGCUCAUGGGCAUCGAGCCGAAUACUCUCAUGAAGCUCAUUAAGCCAAUGUACGGCCAGGUGGACGCACCGAGGCGUUGGUGGCUACGUGCGGUGGACGACCUGAAGGCCAGCGGUCUCAAGCGGCAUCCUUUGGACCCCUGCGCGUUCCUCAGUUUCGAUGAGGACGGCAAUAAUGACGGGUUCAUUCUAUUCUAUGUGGACGACAUACUGGGAGGUGGAGAUCGGCGGCCGGGCAGUACUUAUAGUCGAGCUAUCACCGAGAUGGACUACUGCGGCAGCGACUUGACGCAGACCCCGCACUGGGAGAACCCGAAGUCGAACAGCAGCGAGAUUGAGGUGAAGAUGGCGACCUACGCGAAGAAUCUGAAGCCCAUCACGAUCGACCAGAAGAGCAGCGACAACACGAGGGAGCUCACUAUCAAGGAGAAGCCCCUGAUCUACGACGGCGUGGACAUCACGAAGGAUGAAAGCACCCACAUUGCGGGUGAGUCAGCAUUAGUUGUGGACGCUAAGGCGUUCUACGACGCGGCCCAGAAGGAGAGCAUCACUAGCUUCCAGGACAAGCGGACCGGCAUCGAGGUGCUAGCGCUGCGUGAGAGGAUGGAGGCUACAAUGACACGCUGGAGGUGGGUAUCUUCAGAGAGGCAAUACGCGGACGGGCUCGCGAAUAUCGCGGCGAGACAGCUCCUCGCCGACCGUCUGCGACGCGGCAGGCUACAGCUCAAGCAUGACCCGAACUACACGGCGGCGAAGAAGAAUACCAAGGAAGAGCGACAGGAGAGCAUAGAUCAGACCAGGUCGGCGACAUUGGCGGCUACGCGGAAGGCAACGACACCGUCCAUGCAGUUGGCGGUGUUCGCAACUUGUUGUUGCAGAUCGGCGGCUCACUCGGGCUACGACACGAAGAGCGAGAACGACGGCUAUGGUAUUUUGAUUUGGUUUGCCAUGUUGUUCAUAUGUCUUGGGUUUUGUGGAGCCUAUCCCGCUGCAUCCCACCUGGUAAAGAUCAAGGGUGCCGAGUAUAAAUGCAAGACUGAGUUGGCAGUUCUACGGGCGAAGGCCGAAAAGGAGCGGAUCGAGAAGGAGAGUGAACCAGAAGGACCACCAAGUGACGAGCGCGGCGGCUCGUCGAACGACCUGUACACGGCCAGGACGGUGGGAACGCAGAGCAUGACGACAUACAGCGGAGACGUAUGGAGGUUUCAGCAUCAGACCCAGGGUUUUCGCAGAUCAGGCGAGGCGACGACCGAGCCAGAGUUGACAGAAGGUUUUCGAGUUCACAAGUGA